AUGGAGGGCGCUUCUCUCGGCAGAGCUGCGUUGGUGGUCUUUGGGAUGUUCGUCCCGUACAUUUUUUCCGGUCUCGCGCAACGGCGUCUAUACGACAAACCGCUUCCCCCGUCUCCUCGGAGGUGCUCGGGAGCGUCUGUCUCUUCUCCCGCGGCUCCACCGCCCCCGUCUCUCGCUGCUUCAGACGACCUUUCCUACGCGGCGCCUCGAGAGGCCGAGGGCGACCAGGGCGCUCCCGGAGACGGGUGCAUGCUUCUGCUGUCCCCAGCGGCGCACCAGAAGGACGAGUCUUUUCGCUUCACGUUCACGGUGCUGGCGAUGAACUGCGCCACGUCAGCCGUGGUGGCCUUCCUGGCUCUUCUUCUCGUUCACCUCUGGGACUGGAACGGGGGGCGGGCUGGAGGCCAGCGUGAGGCGGAGGAAGGGGUGCACGCGACAGAUGAAAAGGCUUCCGAGACAGAAGGGAAUCGCGAACGCAUUUGGGCAGAAGACAACGAAGAACCUGCAGGAGGCAGCAUCCGCAAGGGAGAGAGCGAGAGAGCGCCGCGAGACGCCUUCCGAGGAUUCCAGAUGGCCAUCCUGUCUCGCGCGGCGUGGCGACAGGCAGUCCAGGAAGUCGGAACGCUCUGUCGAAGGUACCUUUGCUUUUCGCUCUCUUCUCUCCCGACGAGCGAGGGCGCGAGGCGCGUCGCGGCGCGGCUUCACCAAUCCCGUCGAGGGGAACCGGAGGCGCACCCAGUCACUCCCCAUUUUUUCCUCCGAAAAGACGGCGCCCCCGACCACGCUGCUUCCCGAUUCUCCCUCGCCUCGCUCGUGUCGCCCUGGAAGACGCUGUCUCGACUCGUCUCAUGCUGGCAUCCACGUGCCUUCAGCCUCUACAGUCUUCGCAGCGCCGGCCUAGGCAGACGCAGCCGCCCACCCCCGCGCUGCCUCGGGCAGGGAAGGGAUGAACAGGGAGAGGGAGAGGGAGAGAGCGAGACAGAACUCGAGGGCGUGGACGGUGUCAAGGGCGAGGCUCUGUCUUCGUGUGUCUGGCCGCCAAACUGGAAGCCGCGGAGGGAAGGAGACGCGGCGAUGGGGGCUUUCCCGUCGCCUUCUCCGCUUGUCAAACAGAGAGACGUGGGUGUCGCCUCCCAGAGAUAUCGCACGUCACGUCUCUUUCCCCCCACUGACAACGGACAGGGAAAAGAGGACAUUGCAGCGGGACAAGACUCGUCUAUCCGGCGUGAGCUGCUUCUCGUCUCUUUCUGCACGUUUGCUGCGAAGGCUGCGAGUUUCCACUCUCUCAUCGUCAUCGACUUCGCCACGCUCGCUGUCGCCAAAUGUGCCAAGCCGGUGGGAGUUUUGGUUUUGAGCGCCUUGCUCGGCCGCCGCGUGCGCCGCAGGGAACUCGUGAGUGUCCUCUGGCUGGCCGUGUGGGUCUACGUCUUCAACGCGUCGAGUGCGUCCGAAAAGAGGAAAGACGGAGGCGCACGCGCCUCGGCCAGCGUGUUUGACGCGGACUUGGGCGAGCGAAUCCUCGGCAAUCUCGUGCUUCUCAUCAGCCUCGUUCUAGACUCUUUCUCGGUCUCCAGGCAAGACCAAGUUCUCCUGCAGCGUCACCGCCUCUGCCCGUACACCCUGAUGCUUGCGAGCAGCGUGUACGGUCUGCUGUUCUCCCUUCUCCUUUGUUUCUGGUUUGAGGGUGCUUCCGGAUUUCGUUUCUUCCUCGCAUCAGUGGUCGCGGCCUCUGGCGCCUCUGGGCCCGCUUCGCCUGCCUUCUUGUCUCCGACUCGCCGCUUCACCGCCGGCUUCCAACACCUGCCGUCUGCCCCAGCGGGAGAAUCUCCGGUCGCCAACUUGGCCUGGGCAGCCGGCGAGGCCCGCGACGGCAGGGCGCGCGCAGGUGUCUCCUUCCUGUCUCUUGUGUCGCUCUCGCCUUUCGCCUGCGGCAUCGUCGUCGCGGUGGGGAGCGCUGUCUCGCAACUCUGCGGCAGCCAGUGCAUGCGGCUCGUAGGCGCUGUGUCCACCUCGAUCCUCUCCACACUGCGCCGCGUCGCGCUUGUCUUCGUGGCGCUGCUCCUCCAGAGAGAGCCAGUGCCUUGGCUAGCUGGGGUCGCCGUCACCAAUAUCUGCGUAGUUGCGGACGAGCUGUCGUCGCCGUGCUCCUUGCGCUCGGUGUAUCCAGCGUCUCCUCUCCCUUUGUUUGCAUCUGCGUCCUGUCUCCAAGAGAGCGGUCGCUGUUGGGCUGAGGGCGCCCAGACCUGCAGCGAGGCGUCUCCAACUCUCUCGGUUUUCGUGGCGACAGGGGAAGCUGGAUUGAGACAAGGCUUCACCGGCGACGACUCGCCGCGGGGCCUUUCAUCCUUUGCUUCGCGCCUUCCUUCGCUCUCUUCUCCGGCUUCAACUUGCGAGGACGGCAAACAAGGCAGCCCCACUCUUGGCGGCACCAUGUCGACAGCCGCCCACAGCGAUGACGGCGACGAGAAGGGGAAACGCAGUGCAUAG
Molecule: messenger RNA, 2487 nt
Organism: Neospora caninum
Lineage: Eukaryota; Apicomplexa; Conoidasida; Eucoccidiorida; Sarcocystidae
Exons: 4
Coding region: 1-2487 (828 amino acids)
Biological process (GO): transmembrane transport
Cellular component (GO): endoplasmic reticulum membrane; Golgi membrane
Molecular function (GO): transmembrane transporter activity
Source: RefSeq, a predicted model, not a curated record